AUGGCGUUUCUUCCGCCAUCUUUAGAAACCGUCGCGUGCAGAUUCCCUGCUCUCUCUUCGGACGCCUUCCAAGCGCCAAGGAGCGACGUGGACCUCGCGUUACCCGCUGACCCUCUCCUCUCCUCCCCGCAUUUCACGGACGACAGCGGCAUGCAAGACUCAGCAACCGCAGCGGUUCUGGCCGCGGCGACAGCCAUGCAGCAAGAGUCGCUUCUCCGUCGCCAGAGAAUGGCCGCGUCGCUCUGCUCCGCGGGUUUCCAGUUCUCCUCCGCGCUCGCCUCGUCAUCCCCCCUCUCGUGGCAAUCCCGCCUCUCCAACCCCCUCCUCAACUCUUCCUUCCUCUCCUCUACCAUUGACCCGCUCGGGCCGUCUGCGGCGCAGAUGCAGCUUCUCGAGUCGAUGGUCGCAGCGACGUCGCCGACCGGCAAUGCGAGUGCGACUCUCCUCAACUCGUCGCUUCUCAACUCCUCGCUACCCAACUCCUCCUUCCUCACUCAUUUUACGCCCAGCGCCAAGCGCGCCGCACCCGAUGCGUCCGCGAGCGACGGCAAGACGCAACGGCCGCGGAAGCGUGGGCGUCCCUCGUACAAGGACCGCGCCGCGGCGGCGGCGGCUGCGGCUGCGGAGGCCGAAGCGAAGAAAGCCGCCGCAAGGGCGGCUCUGCGCGAGUCGGCAUUUGGAAGUGCCGGCCCUGAUAGCGACCGCGUGACUUCCCUCGGCGGAACCGCGCCUUCCGCGAACACUUCCGCCCCUCAGCGCAAAAUGCAGCGAAUUCUCCCCCGCGCCGUCCCCAUGCGCGCGCCUCUGGUCCCCGGACUCACGCAAGUCCCUGAUUCCGCGGCGUUGAUGGCGGCGCUGCUCCCGCAGGCUACCUCCGACUUCUCCGUCGCUCUUCAGGCCGCACUCGAGCAAGCUCGCUGCCGCGCCGCGCUCGCAGAGGCGUUCGCCGCGUCGUCCGCCGUGGGCCCUUCGCUCGAGCAGCGCGCGCAGCUGUGGAUGGCGCGACUCACCGCCGCCGGCGCAACGAUCUCCGCCGGCGCCACUGGUGGCCCCCCGGCGGCCGUGCCCUCCGCAAUUGGCGCAGCACUAUCCGAUCUGUCGCCGCACAAUGUCUCAGUGGGCGAAGCGAAGCUCGCCGCAGCCGCCGCCGGGCUUCUCGCCGCGGAAGGCGGCGAUCCCAAGGACGCAAUAUUCAGCAAGCUCCCACUGGCGUCGCCCGAGCGUCGACGAGUCGGCCUUGGAAGGAGCCGCGUCGCGUCUUGUCUCGGCUUCAGACGCGAAGGAGCUCUCCCCGCCGGAGACUGGGGCCGCGGGAACUGGUGGCUCGUCGGUGACUGA
Molecule: messenger RNA, 1338 nt
Organism: Closterium sp. Yama58-4
Lineage: Eukaryota; Viridiplantae; Streptophyta; Zygnematophyceae; Desmidiales; Closteriaceae
Source: the annotation of a GenBank genome assembly